Molecule: messenger RNA, 7110 nt
Organism: Drosophila yakuba
Lineage: Eukaryota; Metazoa; Arthropoda; Insecta; Diptera; Drosophilidae
Gene: Trpm
Product: transient receptor potential cation channel trpm
Exons: 37
Coding region: 694-6900 (2068 amino acids)
Biological process (GO): monoatomic cation transmembrane transport; protein tetramerization
Cellular component (GO): membrane
Molecular function (GO): monoatomic cation channel activity
Source: RefSeq, a predicted model, not a curated record
GUCGCUCCGAUUUGUUGUUGAUUCUCCAACGUGUGCGGUUCGCUGGGCGCAUUUAAAUAAUUUUUAAAAUAAUUAACAAUUGUGCCGACUUGUGUCUUGCUGCCUAACCGUUAUCGUGUGUGUGCCAGUGUUUUUUUGUGUUUCGUGUGUGCCGUGUCCCGUUACCCGGUAAAACCCAAAAAACGCGCAGUUGCAAAUUACGCAGAGCUGGCAAGAACUGCAAUUAUUUUUGAAUAAUUAAACUAAAUAAGGCGACCAUGUGAUUACACCGUGUGUGAUAACAAAACGCUUACAAAGUCAUCGCCGUAAUAAUAUAUUGUUUACGCAAUAUACAGCCAACAAAAUUUUACGGAGACCGACAUAAUAACCAUUAAAGCAAUUACAACAAUUAUAAACAACAAUAUCGAAAUGAGCAAUACAAAACGCAUGAACUUGAACAACAAAUUUAAGCAUGCUUGAUCCAAUAUUCAGGCAUCCAGGUCUUAAUAGUGUCUACGAGAAAAGCCCCAAAAGCAAAAGCAACAGCACCAACAACAGCAACAUCUGCAUUUCCCCUCAUUCAGCAUCAACUAUACGUAGCGACAAGUAUUUCUGCUCCAGCGUUUUCCAUCUGGCCGCGUUUUCUAAGUGUUUUCCCAGGCCAACGUCAACUAUUCCGCCCCGCUCCGUCGCCUUCGUCACCUCGAGCCACACAUGUUGGGUAAAUUCACAUCGAACCAUGUCCAGGUCUACCACCAGUACUCGCGACCUGUGCCCGUAAAGAAGCCCGUCAAGCACCAGCCGCGUAGUUGGAUCGAGACAAAUUUCCAGAAGCGCGAGUGCAUCAAAUUCAUACCAUGCCCAAAGGACGAUACAAAGUGCUGCUGCGGCCAGGCCCAGAUCACGCAUCAGACGAUACCUGGCAUCGAGAGUGGGUCGCCCGGAGACCUCUGGCUGCCCACGAAGCACACCCGCCCGCAGCCCACAGAUGCCUAUGGAACCAUCGAGUUCCAGGGCGGCGCCCAUCCCACAAAGGCACAGUACGUUCGCCUGUCGUUCGACACGCGGCCGGAACUCCUGGUGCAGCUAUUCACCAAGGAAUGGAAUCUGGAAUUGCCAAAACUUUUGAUCACCGUGCAGGGCGGCAAGGCCAACUUUGAUUUGCAGGCCAAGCUGAAAAAGGAGAUACGCAAAGGACUGCUAAAGGCGGCCAAGACCACUGGAGCCUGGAUAUUCACUGGCGGCACAAACACCGGCGUCACCAAGCAAGUGGGCGAUGCCCUGCUCCUGGAGGGUCAGCAGCGGACAGGACGAGUGGUCAGCAUCGGUAUCGCCCCCUGGGGCAUCGUGGAGCGCAAUCACGAGCUGCUGGGCCACAACCGCGAAGUGCCCUGCCACAGCAUUAGUUCGCCCAGAUCCAAGCUGGCGGUGCUGAACAAUCGGCAUGCGUACUUUCUGCUGGUGGACAAUGGCACCCAGGCGAAGUAUGGCGCCGAACUGAUCCUGCGGCGCAAACUGGAGAAGUUUAUAUCCAACCUGAAGCUGCACCCAUCAAAGAAUCACUGGCUAAAAACAAACGUCACACAUUCCAGUACGCCCGUCGUCUGCCUGGUGAUCGAGGGCGGCACCAACACGAUACGUGCGGUGCUCGAGUACGUGACGGAUUCGCCGCCGGUUCCGGUGGUCGUAUGUGACGGAUCCGGGCGUGCCGCCGACCUGCUGGCCUUCGUCCACAAAUAUGCUUCGGAUGGCGAGGAGCAGCCGGUGCUGGAGUCCAUGCGGGACUAUCUCAUCGGGACCAUACAGAAGACCUUCGAGGUGGGGCUGGACCAGUCCGAGAAACUCUACCAGGAGCUGCUGCAGUGCACGCGGAACAAGAAUCUGAUUACCGUCUUUCGCAUACAGGAAAAGCCCGAGGGCGAGGCGCAGGAACUGGAUCAGACCAUCCUAACGGCCCUCUUCAAGUCGCAGCAUCUGAGUCCGCCGGAGCAAUUGAGUCUCGCCCUGACGUGGAACCGGGUGGACAUAGCGCGCAGCGAGAUAUUCGUCUACGGCCAGGAAUGGCCAAAUGGCGCCCUGGACGAGGCCAUGAUGCAGGCGCUGGAGCACGAUAGAAUCGAUUUUGUCAAAUUACUCCUGGAGAAUGGCGUUUCGAUGAAGAAAUUUUUGACAAUACCGCGCCUCGAGGAGCUCUACAAUACCAAACACGGUCCGGCCAACACGCUGGGCUACAUCCUGCGCGAUGUCCGACCGCACAUACCCAAGGGCUACAUUUACACGCUCCACGACAUCGGCCUGGUGAUCAAUAAACUAAUGGGAGGCGCAUAUCGAUCCUAUUACACGCGCCGCAAAUUCCGGCCCAUCUACGCCAAGGUUAUGAACAGCUAUGCAAAUGCCUGCCGUAAGUCUUCCACCUACCAAUAUCAGCGUUAUGCCGGAGCCAAUUCGCUGAGCCUGGUCACCGGCCUGCUGCCGUUCACCUCGGAAAUGGCUCUCUUCGAGUUUCCAUUCAAUGAGCUGCUGAUUUGGGCCGUGCUGACCAAGCGACAGCAGAUGGCGCUGCUCAUGUGGACACAUGGCGAGGAGGCAUUGGCCAAGUCACUCGUUUCCUGCAAACUUUACAAGGCCAUGGCUCACGAAGCGGCCGAGGAUGACUUGGACACGGAAAUCUACGAGGAGUUGCGCUCCUACGCCAAAGAGUUUGAGAGCAAAGGCAACAAGCUGCUGGACUUCAGUUACCGACAGGAUGCGGAAAAGGCGCAAAGACUGCUGACCUGCGAGCUGCACUCCUGGUCAAAUCAGAGCUGCCUUUCGCUGGCUGUGGCGGCCAACCAUCGUGCCCUUCUCGCUCAUCCCUGUAGUCAGGUGAUCCUGGCGGAUCUGUGGAUGGGUGGACUGCGAACCCGCAAGAAUACCAACUUCAAGGUCAUCUUGGGCUUGGCGAUGCCAUUGUACAUCAGGCAGCUUGACUUCAAGUCGAAGGAGGAGCUGCAGCAGAUGCCGCAGACUGAGGAGGAGCAUCUGGAAAACCAGAAUCUGGACAAUGACGACUCGGAUCGUUCGCAGCCGGAUGCCGAGAGCGCCCUUUUAAAAGCCAAAAGAUCCAUUUCCUUGAGAUAUAGCAUGGGCGCGGGUGCUAAUAAUCGCGACAAGGCUCUAUUGGCGGAUUCUUACUCAGUGCGCGAUACAAAAGUACACGAAAAUGGCAAAGUUAAUCUCACUGCUGGAGCGGAAGAACAGCCCUCCAAAGUCUCACUCACCGACUCAGAUCCCGCCCAAUUUCGAGAGUUCUUCAAUCUUUCCGAGUACAAUGAGGUGAAACAGCACCAGCCGCUGCGCCUGAAAAAGAAGUUCUACGAGUUCUACACGGCACCCAUCACCAAGUUCUGGGCGGAUUCGAUUGCCUAUAUGUUCUUUCUCAUAAUGUUCUCCUUCACUGUGCUGGUGAAGAUGGAGAAUAUGCCGCGUUGGCAGGAGUGGUACUCGAUAGCAUAUAUCACAACGCUGGGCUUCGAAAAGGUGCGCGAAAUAAUAUCCUCCGAACCGGUGGCCAUUACGCAUAAGUUCUCGGUGUGGGCGUGGAAUAUGUGGAAUCCGUGCGACGGAGCAGCCAUUAUACUCUUUGUCAUCGGUUUGGCAUUUCGAUUCCGGCCGAAUACGAUGGAUAUUGGACGAGUUAUCUACUGUGUGGACAGCAUAUACUGGUACCUGCGAAUACUGAACAUUCUUGGCGUGAAUAAAUAUCUGGGACCACUGGUCACUAUGAUGGGCAAAAUGGUGAAAAACAUGAUUUACUUCGUGGUCCUAUUGGCGGUUGUGUUGAUGAGCUUUGGUGUCAGCAGACAAGCGAUUCUCUUCCCCGACAAACAACCCACCUGGAGUCUCAUCAAGGAGGUUAUUGCCGGCUCCAUAACGGCGCCCGGAUUUCUAGGUGCCCUGGGGCACAAUACCCGUUCCAGCUAUCAUCGUGGCUAUCAUACAAUGGGUGCUCCACCAGUGACCACCACUGCAGCCAGCUCCACCACCGGUUCCAGCUCCACAGUUCCGGCGGCAACAUCUGCAACUCCGCCCACCCACAAUGAGCAUUCGAAUUUGACGAGCGGCAACUUGACAAAUGUCAUCUUCCAGCCCUACUUCAUGCUGUACGGAGAGGUGUUCGCCGGCGAUAUCGACCCUCCCUGCGGCGAGGAUCCCAGCCAGCCGGGCUGCGUCACUGGCCAUUGGGUAACGCCGAUAACCAUGUCCAUGUACCUCUUGAUUGCCAAUAUUCUGCUGAUAAAUUUGCUCAUCGCCGUAUUCAACAAUAUCUUCAACGAGGUCAACUCGGUUUCGCAUCAGGUGUGGAUGUUCCAGCGAUUCACUGUGGUGAUGGAGUACCAGCAGAAGCCCGUCCUGCCGCCGCCCUUCAUCGCGCUGUGCCACUUCUACUCGCUGCUCAAGUACUGUGUGCGGAAGGCGAAAGGAUUGGAGGUGCAGCGGGACAAUGGUCUCAAACUGUUCCUGGAAAAGGACGACCUGGAGCGGCUGUACGACUUCGAGGAGGAGUGCGUCGAGGGCUUCUUUCACGAACAGGAAAUCAUCCUUAAUCAGUCGACGGACGAGCGGGUGAAGAACACCACGGAGCGAGUGGAGACCAUGUCUCAGAAAAUCGAGGACAUCAAUCAGAAGGAAAACAUUCAAACGGCCACCGUUCAGAACAUCGAGUUCCGAUUGCGAAAGAUGGAGGAAUCCUCGGAGCAGAUACUCUCGCAUUUGGCCGUCAUACAUCGCUUCAUGUCGACACACACGGCUGGUGCGGAUGAUUUGCGCGGCUCGACGAUUAACAUUCCCGGAGAGAUGCAGCGCAUGCGCACCAUCUCCAUUUCGGACACGGAGGGCGGUGGCGUCGGCGGCGGAGGAAAUGGUGCUGGCGGUGGCAGUGGUGGUGGUGGUGGUGGUGGUGGAGGAGCCAUCGUUCCACUUGGUCUGGGUGCCGGUCUGAAUUUGAAUUCGCUCCAGGUCACAACCCGGCGCCGCUUUAACCGUUCGCUGACCGAGGUCCGUCCUGAUGCCUACAUCUUCGACGAGGGCACGCACUUUGAGGUGGUGCCUCUGCCGGAGGAACCGGACGAAGUGGUCAAGUCACGUGAGGCCCUCAACGAGCAGGUGGUCCGCAAGGCGUCGAUGCAGUCGGAGGUGGACUCGGACAUCUACAUUCCGGUGUCGCAGCGUCCAUCGACCUGUGAGACGGUUAAACGGACUCCGUACGUGACGGUGCGCCAGGAUACGGAUGCCAGCACGGAGAGCAAGGACACUCUGACGCCCAUGGGCAACAACGACGACGACCAGACGCUCGUCGGAGGCGACAACUCUGAUGAUGCGACGCCAGACAUCAACUUUGAGGCUGCCAGACAUCGAGCACUGCGACAGCGCACGGUAUCCCUGUGUCGCCGCAACUCGGAAACGUACUCCUUAACCGGGGCGGACAUAAACCGGUCGCACAUCAGCCUCAACCAGCUGGCCUCGUUGUCCCGCCGCCAGAUGAGCCUCACACAAUCGGAACCGGACAGCGACAAGGAUACGCCCGUGGGCCAGGGAUCCGCACAUCCGGGUAAAUCAGUAUUGCAUGCGAAACCCUCCAGAAAUAUCUUGCUGAAACUGCACAGCGAGUACACCUCGAUCACGGACGAGCUGGAGAGCGUCUGCCACAUGAUUGCAUCGCCCACGGUAUCCCUGCCAAGUAACAAAGCUUCUUUGGACCGGCCCAAAACAGAAAUGUCGCGGGCUGAAGCUGCGGCUUUGCUGGAGAAGAAGCAUCUGAAGGAGUGCGAAGAGAACGACUACAUGAUUCUAGAGGGACUGAUCGAGUCCCGCGGCUCAAUUGAUGCCAGCGCCCAGGGAUUCGAGAUUGGCGUAUCCAUAGACUACAGCCAUCGCUACCCGCUGCGCCGAGAGACCGCCGUGGAGCUGUCACCUUCGAAGCCCUCGGUAGAUGGUGACCUGAUGGGCGGUGGCGGAGGUGGCGGUGCCGGCGGAGGCGAUAGUAGCGAUACCAGCGGGGCCGGUAGCUGCGGUGCCAUGGCCGGUAUCUCGAGCGGCUUUCAAUUGAAGAACGAGCGCCCCUGGCAGCGCAACUCCUCGAUGGAGCAGCAAACGUAUCCCUCACCGUUGGUGCCCACACGGGCCACCAGUGACUUCCUUAAUCCGCCGUACGAGGGUCGGCUGUUCAAGAAGUCCAGUGAGAGUCUGCAGAAGAACUCCAGCACGGAAACGGACUACUCGGCGCAUCCGUACCGCUUUAUCAAGCAGAGCUCCAACGAGACAAACACUUCGCUGACGGGCUCCUAUAAUGUGGACACACCCUCGCUGACGGCGGAGCCCUCGUUGGACGCCGGCGACUCGCACUCGGCGACGGGAAUUAGCAUUAGCGUUGGCGCUGUGGGCGGCACUGCCACGGCGCGUUACCAGCCCAUCCGUACCGCCUCGGUAGGCGCUGCCGAUGGCAGGCGUUUGCGAGAGGAGAGCUCUAGUUCGCUGGAUCUUAGCUCCUCGGGGCCAGUGACGAUGCAGGCAGCGCCGGCACCGCCAGUGCGUCCGAUGCUGCUAAAGAAACAGUUUAGCGUCGACCAGGGCAAGCCGUCUCAGCCGUCCGCCGAGGCAGUGCCUCAGACACCGGAGGCGGCCCAGGCUGGUCAGGCCAAACUGAUUUCCACGCUCAAGCCGCAGCCCUUUGCGAGCAAGCUGGGCAUGAAUGUGCUGAAGGAGAGCAGCUCCAGCACGGACGAGUCCGUCGGCUCGUCAGCCAAGAGCAGCAAUCCGGCGCUAUCCAUACCCCAGAUCAGCACCCACCUGGUGCAGGACGAGAUCGCCAAACUAUCGUCGAACAUCAAGAGCAGCACCGAAUCGGAAAAGGAUCCGCCGUUCAACGAGACAAUGUGUUAGCAAAGUGGAAGGUCUAGGCCAAUGAAACGUGUGUGUCACACACUGUGCUCAAUGGGGAAACUAGUCAUAGGAGUGGGUGAUAAAUAAGUUGAUGAACUAGCGUUGGGAUCUGGGAAACAGAUAUCAGAGAUUAUGCAUAUUUAUUCGAGGGUUCGCCAGUUAAGUACGUGUUAAUGAUUUUGACAAUACAUAGUUCACAAAUUCUCUGUA